AUGCAGGGGGUAGAUGAUCGUAUAGCUAAAAGGAUAGGUGAGGUGCUUGAGCAGUACCAGUUUGCAUUAACUAUUGCUGAGCAUGAGAGGGAUUGCUAUGCACGAGCAGCUAUUACAGAAUUAGAGAGGCGACAGUGCAGUAAACCUGUAGCAAAUGCUGUAUUCAAAAAAGAGCAUGGCAAUAUAAUGGCAAUUGAGGCUAAGAAAAUAGCAGAGAAGGCUGCUAAAGUACAAAAAAAGGAGGAACAGGAGAUUUUACGUGCUCAAUAUAAGGCUAUAGUUGCUGAUCAGAGGUUACAGAAGGCUAUCCAGAAGGAUAUAGCUAAGGAUGCAUCUUCAAAGCCUGUUGCACCUUCAAAAAUUAAGUAG
Verruconis gallopava is the source of this 369-nucleotide messenger RNA. RefSeq lists its product as uncharacterized. Bases 1 to 369 code for a protein of 122 amino acids. The transcript has 2 exons. The record is from RefSeq and is a predicted model, not a curated record. Lineage: Eukaryota; Fungi; Ascomycota; Dothideomycetes; Venturiales; Sympoventuriaceae.